UAUUUAAUUAUAUUGCACAGUCAACAGCCCACAGCCGACGUGGACACGCGCCUCGGCGUACGACUGACUAAUAAUAAUAAUAAUAAUAAUAUCAUCAUUAUCGUAUCUGCGUUCAUAUUUUAUUCAUCUCCGGUCGUUUUGCUGUGCAGAUCCGUCGACGUCAACCGCUGUAGUCGUUAUCCCUUAACUUCCGGCACACAAUCGAAAGUGUCUCUACCCACGCAUCCGCCAUCGGCGCCAUCAUUAAUAUCAUAUCAAUACGCUGCACGGACAUCCAUAGUGGACGUUCGUCAUGAAUUUUACCUGCAACAAGUACGGUGAUGUGGUGGUGUUCGUGGACGGCGCCUGCCCAGGAAACGGUUUCCGCGGGGCGCGUGCCGGCGUCGGCGUGUGGUUCGACGACGAUCAUGACCUGAAUGUAUCAUCAUCCAUGCCUGGUGUCCAGACUAACAACAACGCUGAGAUAUACGCUGCGGUUAUAGCUAUCGACAUGCUGCUCGACUACACUAAUGAAAGCUGCGUAGAAAUCGUGACAGAUUCAAUAUAUCUAUGCAACUGUGUGUCGAAGUGGAUACAUAAAUGGAAGCGUAAUGGUUGGAGGAAUUGUAGGGGUAAACUAGUGGCAAACAAGGACAUGCUGGAACAACUAGACAAUCGCAUAAAUGCCAUGGAUUCUGUUAUAUUUACUUACGUACGUGCACAUAAUAACAUCUAUGGUAAUGAACAAGCAGAUAAGUUAGCUCGCAAAGGAGCGGAUACAUUCAACUAAAAGUUUUAUACUUAUAUAAUACGGCUAAAAUUAAGAUUAUUAAGUUUUAAAUUCAACGAAAAAUAAAUAAAUAUUAUAUUCAUGAUUUAGUAUUUAGGUGUUGCAAAAGAGUUUUGUUAUUGUAAAUCAAAGUUUAACACAAUUAUCAUAUUUUUAAUUCUAUUAAUUGGCAAUUUAUGAAAGAAAUUUUAUUUAAGAAAUAGAAACUAACGUUUUUUAUCGUAACAUUAAUUUCAAAUUGGUGUUGUUUUUGUAAAUUUAGUGUUACAAAUAAUGUUAUUUUAUUUUAUGAUGAUUACACAAUAUUAUAUAGUUUUGAGUUUUGACAGGGUAAACAUUCCAUUGAUCUUGAGUUAGUUAUAAAAUUAAGUUGAUUUUUGUUAUGAAAAAAAAAAUGAUUAUUUAUGUGUUUAAAUAAAAUUGAAGACUGGAAAUGUAUGACUGCUUGAGUUUAGAUUGAAAUAUCAGUAAGUAUAUGUAUUAGAUUCAAUUUGACAGUUAUACAUAAUACAUUUGAUUAUUGCCAUGUGGUCAAUCGAAGAACUGCAUUAAACAUACAAUUCAAUUAACAUUGUAAGUUAAUUUGAAUAAUGAUGAUUUCUGAUUUGUAUAUGAAUUAUCAUGAGUCAUGACUAAUAUAUUAUCAGUCAUUUCAUAUUCAACUGUUGGUCAUUUAAAGUUCAACAGUUUCGAAAGAAUUAAUUUGUUAUUAGCAACUAGCAAGUAUAAGGAUUUAUGAAUGUUAGUCAUAUGGUAUUAAUUGAAUUACAAUAUUAUAUUCUAUAUACAGUGGACAUGUAAAUUU
Molecule: messenger RNA, 1574 nt
Organism: Myzus persicae (green peach aphid)
Lineage: Eukaryota; Metazoa; Arthropoda; Insecta; Hemiptera; Aphididae
Product: ribonuclease H1-like
Exons: 4
Coding region: 293-769 (158 amino acids)
Biological process (GO): DNA replication, removal of RNA primer
Molecular function (GO): RNA-DNA hybrid ribonuclease activity; nucleic acid binding
Source: RefSeq, a predicted model, not a curated record